AUAUAUUAAUCUGUGGUUGUUAAAAAGGUGACGAAAUGAAUUCCUAAUUUAUUUUACGCUCUGCACCUUUUUAUUUAAAUUUCAUUUCAGAAACAAAAUUAGCAAAAAAAUUCCAAAAAUUGUAUACAAAGGAAACUAUGAUGAAUUUUUUUAGUAAAGCUCCAACCGUGAAGGAAAUUCAAAGGCAAAAUGACCGUGACCUACGAAAGGCUGGUCGCGACCUGGAAAGAGAUAAAGCUAACCUGGAAAGGGAAGAAAAGAAAUUAGAAAUGGAAAUAAAGAAAAUGGCUAAAGAAGGUAACAAUGAUGGUUGCAAAAUAUUAGCCAAACAAUUAGUUCAAUUAAGAAAACAGAAAAACAGAAUUUAUGCUGCAAAUAGCAAGAUAUCAAGUGUACAGAUCCACAAUAAAGCUAUGGGCGCAAAUAUUGCUAUUGCAGGAGCAAUGGGCACUACAGCUAAAACGAUGGGCAACAUAAAUAAGGUCAUGAAUCCACAUCAAAUUGCAAAGGAUAUGGAGGCAUUCAAACAGGCAAAUGCCAAAAUGGAUAUGACAGAUGAAAUGAUUUCAGACACACUAGAUGAUAUCAUGGACGAAUCUGGUGAUGAGGAAGAAUCUGCUGGAAUUGUCAACCAGGUGCUGGAUGAGAUCGGUAUAGAAAUCAGCGGGAAGAUGGCAGACGCUCCUUCAGUUUCCCGGAACAAAAUCGGACAAUCAACUACAGACGCCGACAAAGAUAUAAUGGCACAACUCGCUAAACUGAAAUCCACAUAGCAUAGCAAUGUAUUUCAACUUUAAAUUAGUCUACUGUAAAGUUCACGCAUUGUCGCUUAGUCACGUUUGCCUUUCAAGCGUCGAUAUGUACUGUGAGACCGCACGGGAAGGCACUAAAAUUCCAUCUAUAUCUUGAACGAAGCAAUUAUGCGUUCCGCCUUAAAAGGUCAGAUGGCCGUAUAAUAUAUUCCUUAUCAAAUCUAUUUGAGAUUAGCUUCUCGUCUAACGGUGGGUAGUAGCAUUCGCGUUGCGAUGUGGAUGCGCUCCGGGUCAUUGACAUCUAGUGAGACUAAAAUAAGCAUUUUGUCGAAUAUCUAAGCAACAAAAAAAUCUUCAACGUUGUUUUUUUUCUUAAUGAAUAAAGAGUAUUUGUAUUGUGUUUUUUUUAUUCGUUAUAAAAUUACUAAUAUUUAAAUUGCACAUAUAAGCUUAGUAAAGUAAAUUAAGUGCUUUUGUAUUUUAAUUUACAUUAAAGAAACACGUACGGAGCGGCGAAGGUAAAAUGUAGAAAAUUAUAAUUUCCCUGAUACGAUUCUCUUAAAUAUUACGAUACUAGAGUACAAAUGAUCUGACAGAAUUACGACGCCGACUGCGAGUUUUGUUUAUAAAAAAAACUAUAUUGAAUUUCCGUAUAAAUAAAACAUUUUUUUACAUACAAUGUUGAAUCUGUGAUGUAUCUUGUUUAUAUUAUAUUUAUUACACUGUG
Molecule: messenger RNA, 1479 nt
Organism: Bombyx mandarina (wild silkworm)
Lineage: Eukaryota; Metazoa; Arthropoda; Insecta; Lepidoptera; Bombycidae
Gene: CHMP2B
Product: charged multivesicular body protein 2b
Biological process (GO): vacuolar transport
Source: RefSeq, a predicted model, not a curated record